This is a messenger RNA of Colletotrichum truncatum, 537 nucleotides long. Its product is annotated as cytidine and deoxycytidylate deaminase. Gene Ontology annotation, molecular function: diaminohydroxyphosphoribosylaminopyrimidine deaminase activity. Lineage: Eukaryota; Fungi; Ascomycota; Sordariomycetes; Glomerellales; Glomerellaceae. The record is from RefSeq and is a predicted model, not a curated record.
AUGGCAUCAGAGCUCGACGCCAUAGAACCGGUGCCAGUAGCGCCAGGAGAUCAUAAAGGUUAUCUACAAUACGCCCUCUCGCUAGCAGAAAAGUCGCCACCAAAGCCUUCCAACUAUCGCGUAGGGGCGGUGCUCGUCAAUCCUACCAACAACACCGUCGUCUCGACGGGCUACACCUUGGAGCUACCCGGUAACACGCAUGCCGAGCAAUGCUGCUUUAUGAAGCUGGCAGAUCAGCACGAAGUUGCUGAGGAUGAGUUGGGUUCCACGAUAAACACGCCUCUUGUUUUGUACACCACCAUGGAGCCAUGUUCAACAAGGUUGAGCGGGAAUUUGCCUUGCACCCAGCGGAUUCUCCGACUCCGGUCCAUCAUCAAGACGGUCUAUGUUGGCGUCCAGGAACCGGAGAAGUUUGUCAAGGACAAUACAGGGCGGACGGCUCUUGAAAGGGCGGGUAUUGAUUUUGUCCACGUCAAGGGACUGGAGGGCGACAUUCUCAAAGUUGCUACAGCAGGCCAUGUAAAGGCACCAGCCUAA